Messenger RNA from Capsicum annuum, 1901 nucleotides. Its product is annotated as AAA-ATPase At2g46620. The record is from RefSeq and is a predicted model, not a curated record. Bases 241 to 1722 code for a protein of 493 amino acids. Gene Ontology annotation, molecular function: ATP binding; ATP hydrolysis activity. Lineage: Eukaryota; Viridiplantae; Streptophyta; Magnoliopsida; Solanales; Solanaceae. The transcript has a single exon.
UCAACUGUCCAGCAAGACCUUUUAAUAAGUGUCUUGGCUGGAAAGUUGCUAUCUGACACCAAACAAAUAGAGUAUUUUUUUAAAACUAUAUAAACCUCCCUUCCCUUCACUUUCUUCUUUAUUAAACUUCUUCAUAUCAAUAUUUCAUCUGAUAUUUAUAUGCUCACAUAUAUCACCAAACAAUGAGCUUAUUUUUUCCCUAAAUUUUCCCUGAAAAAAUCCCAAAUUUAUUGCUCCACCAUGUGGAUUGUAAAUAUACUUUUCCUAUUGUUCUUGGUUCCUUGGCUUUUAUUUCUUGUUAGAUUUAUCUUAUACAAAACAGCUUUGAUUUUCGUGUUGCGAAAAUGGGUGAAUUGGAUUGACGACAGAGUUCAUGUUCAUCAGUACCUUAAAGUUGCCGAGCUGAACGAAAAUGGACAAGACAAUCAGUUUUACAAGAGAGUUUCUCUUUAUGUCAAUUCGUUGCCAUCAGUCGAAGAUUCGAAUUACACCAAUUUGUUCUCCGGUAAGAAAUCUAAUGAUAUUAUACUAUUAUUGGAUGAUAAUCAGGUCAUUCAAGAUGAAUUUCUUGGAGCCAGAGUUUCUUGGAUAAAUAAAGUUGAAAGAUUCGGAGGAGUUUGUAAUCGGAGUUUCUUGCUGAGGAUUAAGAAGAAGGAUAAACGGAGGACUCUUCGGCCGUAUCUUCAGCAUAUUCAUACAGUUUCCGAUGACAUUGAGCAACGAAGAAGAGAACUGAAAUUAUUCAUAAAUAAUGGGUCGUCGGAGAAUCCUGUAAAUGGACGGUGGAGAUCUGUUCCUUUUACGCAUCCAUCUACUUUCGAAACCAUAGCCAUGGAUGCCGAUCUCAAGAAUAAGGUGAAAUCCGAUCUUGAGAACUUUGUUAAAUCCCAAAAUUACUAUCAGAAAAUGGGCCGUGCUUGGAAGCGUAAUUAUCUCCUAUAUGGUCCAUCGGGUACUGGAAAAUCGAGCUUUAUUGGAGCUAUGGCGAACUUCUUGAACUACGAUGUUUACGAUGUUGAUUUAUCAAGAGUUGCUAAUGAUACAGAUCUUAAACUCCUCCUGUUACAAACAACAAGUAGAUCGUUAAUAGUCAUCGAAGAUCUUGACCGAUUGGUGAACAAGAAUUUAACAACGAUAACGUUGUCUGGGUUGCUUAAUUUCAUGGAUGGUAUUGUGAAUUCUUGUUCCGGUGAUGAGAAGAUAAUGGUUUUUACUAUGAAUAGUAAAGAGCAAGUUGAUCCAGCGAUGCUAAGACCAGGGAGAAUCGAUGUACACAUCCAUUUCCCUUUUUGUGAUUUCAAUUCUUUCAAGUCUCUAGCAAACAAUUAUCUAGGUUUAAAGGAGCACAAGCUGUUUCCACAAGUGGAGGAGAUUUUCCACAGCGGCGCCACGAUGAGUCCGGCGGCCAUCGGGGAGUUGAUGAUUGCUAAUCGGAGCUCACCAAGCAGGGCGUUGAAGUCCGUCAUCACGGCGUUACAGUCCAACGGAAAUGAGGGGAAGAGUGCCGGGAAGGGUAAACGGUUGAGUGACAGCGCAUCGUCGCCGUCGCUGUUACCGUUACCGCCGCUGGCGCCGUCGCAUGCGGAGGAGACAGGUGGCGCAAACUGGAAGGACUCUGUUCCGGGUGCGAAGGAGGUGAGGAAAUUGUACGGAUUGUUGAGGUUGAAAAGUUGUAAGAGUCCUAAUUCGUUCGAUCAUGACUCCGAUAUGAUCGAACGGUGACAAUUUUUUCUCUUUUUUCUUAUUUUUCAAAUUAUAAAGUCUCUUGUUUGGUAGGUGUCAUUUUAUUUUUCCAUAAAUAUGUGGUUCAGCUUGCAUUAGCUUUAAAAUUGUAAAUAAUAAGUACUGUAUUAGAUAAAUACAAAAAAGGUUAAAAGCUUUGCGGCUCUCUUGUUUGCCAA